Nerophis lumbriciformis (worm pipefish) is the source of this 975-nucleotide messenger RNA. The record is from RefSeq and is a predicted model, not a curated record. Lineage: Eukaryota; Metazoa; Chordata; Actinopteri; Syngnathiformes; Syngnathidae.
AUGAUGGAGCGCACUUUUCGGCAGCGGCUCUUCUUGCUCCUGAGCUUAUGUGUCCUCAAGGGAGACUGCAGAUAUAUCGAGGAUAACGACGUGCUAAAGGAUGAAUUCCACUCCUUCUUCAACCCUGAGCUGCGCAGGGAUACGCCAAUGGAGUUGAUCGUCUACCGGCGACCGCUGCGUUGCGUGGACAUGGUGGCGGUGGAGGGUCGUUUCACCUUCACGGCCGAGCUCCCCCAGCUCAACUGCGCUGCCUUCUUCAUGGCCGAACCCGACGAGGUGGUCAGCGUGGAGUACGACAGCGUGGACAUCGACUGCCGGGCGGGAGAUUUCAUCACGGUGUUUGACGGCUGGGUGAUGAAGGGCGAGAAGUUUCCCAGCUCGCAGGACCAUCCGCUACCUUCGCGCGAGCGCUACGUCGACUACUGCGAUUCCGCCAAUUCUGACAGGAUAAGCGUGCGUUCCUCACAGAACGUGGCUAUGAUCUUCUUCCGCGUGCACAAUGCCGGCAGCAGCUUCACCGUCACAUUCAGGAAGCUGUCCAAUCCUUUCCCCUGCAAUGUCAUCUCGCAGUCACCAGAGGGCAGUUUCACUAUGGUGAGUCCACAGCAGCACAGGAACUGCAGCUUCUCCAUCAUCUACCCGGUUGAGGUGGACAUCUCGGAAUUCUCCUCCUUUGGUCUCCGUGGCAACUUCCCCAAGUGGUCCACUUCGGGGUGCGCGGCUGAUUCUGAGGACAUGGUGCAGCUGCUGGGAGGAAAUGGCCUUGACACGUCUAAGAUGUUUCCUCUCAAAGAGCUCUGCAGUUCCUCUGCUAGACCCGGCCACACGAAGGUAGGCUGCGACAACACGGUGGUGCGCAUGUUGUCCAGCGGCCGCUACGUCAACAAAGUGUCCUUCAGCUACCGCUUGCUGGACAGCCAUGAGCUGCAGACGCUCAGAGUCAACAACGUGGAGGAUUUCUGCUUCGCCAACUGA